Pseudo-nitzschia multistriata is the source of this 2955-nucleotide messenger RNA. Lineage: Eukaryota; Bacillariophyta; Bacillariophyceae; Bacillariales; Bacillariaceae. The record is from the annotation of a GenBank genome assembly.
CGGAUGACACGGAAUUCGAAAAGACGAAACGAAUGGAAAAUCUCAAUCGAAUUAUCGAUCGGUCGAUCGGAAACAAGCGCACGCAUUCUGUUCCGUCUUCGAAUUUUGAUUUCAAUGGCAAAAAAAUAAUGGAGGUGAUACGGCAAUACAGUAUGUUAUGAUACUCCUAGAAGUGCCAAAAACAAUUGCACAAGGAACAUAGGCGAAGGCGGCAUGCAACACAAACAGAACGCAACGCAACAAAACGCUAAAGAGGCAUGGUGAAAUUCGGCGGACACGUUGAAGCUAUCCGAGAGGGUGAUCUGGUGGACGCCCGGCUGUACAUUAUACCCUACAACGAAAUCAAAUCCCUUGUGUAUGAAGACAAGGGAAGCAACAUUUCCAAGUCACCAAAACACGCUGGAAGCAUGAAGACAAAUCCAGCAUCGGCGAUGAAUCUUGCCGUUGGCAAUCGUGGCGAAGGCGAGAAAAAGCAGGCGGAUAGCGGCGACGAAGUCACCGAAGACGAGGAGCAGUUUUUCAUGCGCGUGUGGAAAGUGGCGCUGAGCGACGCCGAAGAAGACUUUCGCGGUGCACGCGAAGAGAUAUGGCAGACGAUCUUUGCCGGAAUCACCGAGCGCGAGGCCGACGAACCCGAGAUGGAAAACGAUCCCCCGGUCCGGGGGGCCCACCCCGGGAACGCCAUCAAACUCUACGUCGAUCGACUCGGAGAAACCGAGGCGCAGGAACUCCUGGUGCGAAUGAAAGAAGUGUACCGCGCGGCGUCGAUCAAUUCGGAGGGCCUGCGAAAACUUGUCAAGAAGUCCGACAAGCACCGAAAAGACCGGAACGGCCUCAGCAGCAAGCUGCUUCCCCUGCUCUAUACCUCGUCGCUGUACACCGGGCAGAACAUGAUGCAGGACGCGAUCGGCCUGCUCAGAGACCUCAUUUGUGGAAGGGAUAGCGAUUCGAACACCAACGGCCGUGUUUACGCCAGUGACGAUUCGCUGAUCGGUGCCUACAACGACGGCCACUUCAGCAAGCUGGUGAAGCGCAACAGCGAAACCCGCCACCAGGAAGCAAUCGACAUCCGGAAGAUGGAAUUCGAUUGGCUCAAGAGCCUGGUUCGAUCAAUCCCACCCAACGACCUCCUUCCAAAGCUAGUGGCCCACCGCGGUUUCCACCACACCAAGGACCGCAACGACAAGCGCCCGGUCGAGAAUUCCCUGAGCGCCUACGAAAUGGCCUGGACCUGCGGGAUCGAGCUCUGCGAGUGCGACAUUGCCCUAACCAAGGACGAAAAACUCAUCCUCGCACACGACGAGAACUUUGAGCGGCUCUCACUCGACGCCCUGCACGCUAAUUCGAAGCGCAAGGUCGGAGACUUGACCUUCAAGGAACUCAUUUCUAUGCCCCUGUCCAACGGAGUCCGUCCCCCCCUCCUGAUCGAUGUCCUGCGAUCCGCCUCGGCCAUUUCGGAACGGUCGAAACUCGUCAUCGAGAUCAAGCCCGGGAACGAAUCUUCUGCCUUUGCCCUUGCCCGGUUGCUGACUCGCCACCCGGAUCUGCGGUCCAAUGUGGCAAUGAUCAUGAGCUUCGAUGCCGCCACAAUGCACCAGCUAAGAGCGGAACUCGACCGGGUGGUCUUGCCCGAUUCGAGGGGGGAGCUCGCGGCGGACAGAAUCCCCCUCGGUGGAGCACCACUGCAAAACUCAAAUACCCACCGGAGGGUGACCUCGUACGACCACUUUGGUACGCUGAGUUCAGGCUGGCUGGCCGGGAUGGGGAUGGGAGCGGGGAGCAGCCCCGUCCCUCUGUCGAGCCAAACCAGGCGCCGAGAUGGAUCGAUCGAUCUCUCUUCGAUCGGCCUCUCCAUAAGUCAGACCAAUCUAGCGGCAUCGCCAUCUUCCCAAUCCGUGACCAGAUUGGGGAAGGGAUUCCCAUCGGGCUCUGGCCAGUUGAAUGGUGCCACCGGGGAGCCGUUGGCGACUUCUGGUUCCUGGGAGAAGCAAGCGGUCGACCACUACGGGAAUUCCUUUUCAAUGCCGAAGCUUAUGCUGCUGACGGUGGCCGAUCCACCGAGUAUUCCUUGCGAGCUCCAGGUUCAGUACAACGAGCUGCACCGUGUGGAUAGCUGGCUCCGACACGAGGACGGGUUCCUCGACGGCGUCUAUCUCCAGUACGAGCCAGGAAUGUUGACUCCGGAGGGGGCUGCAUGCCUGCGGGAGCUGAGCCAACGAUUCCUGGUUGGGAUCUGGGGAUACGCGGAAAGAGACCCCGACGAUUUCGAGACGUUUGAGGUGCGUGCGAUGCCGACCGUAGGCUAUGGGCCGUUCGCCAGCGCUCUGUUGCGUUGCGUUGCGUUGCCCCCCAUCAACCCCCCCGGCUCUGUGUUGUUUGGUUCUCUUUUCUGCGCCUCUUUCGCUGCGCAAUCGGGGAUUAUUUUUGGCAGAACAACCAAUUGUGUAUACGUUUUUAUAUUUGUAAUCGCAUUUGUACUCAAAAUCCAGCUUUUCUCCAUUUCUGCCCUUUUUUCGUUCUUCGGCCUAUGCCACAUUAUUUGCCCUUCUUUCGUGGUCCCAGUGGCUGGUAAAGGAAGGAAACUGCUCGUUUGUGAAUAGUGAUCUUCCGAAGCAUUUUCGAAAGGAGCUCUUGAUUCAAAAGGAGCGGUUGCCACCGAGGUAUUCGCAUACGAAGUAAGCACAAAAUGAAUCGUUGAUGGAAACAUUCAAGCAAAACGAAAGGAAUAACGCGAUCUCUAGCUCGGGGAGGGAGGCAUUUCAUCUUGCAUUACAUUUUGAGACUCCGUAUACAAGUUUCUGGAAAAAAUACGAUACAUCACAGCAGGAAAGGGAGCAAAACAUACCAGUCACUUGUGAAUUGCCUCAAACCCCAAGCGAAAUAAUCGAGGAAUGACUGUACCUCGAAGUACGAAUUAAGCUGAAGGAAAAAGUAAACUAAAGAAUCUUAAAUCCU